Morone saxatilis (striped sea-bass) is the source of this 921-nucleotide messenger RNA. It is a transcript of the gene h3f3d, whose product is annotated as H3 histone, family 3D. Bases 175 to 585 code for a protein of 136 amino acids. Gene Ontology annotation, cellular component: nucleosome. The transcript has 4 exons. Lineage: Eukaryota; Metazoa; Chordata; Actinopteri; Moronidae. Gene Ontology annotation, molecular function: structural constituent of chromatin; protein heterodimerization activity; DNA binding. The record is from RefSeq and is a predicted model, not a curated record.
GUCCUGAAGCUUAAUGGUGGCGAGGCUUUGUAUGUGCUUGUUUAUCACAGUAAAACCGCCGCUGUGCCGACAGACCUGGCACCUAAUCUGCAUGUUCAGUCGCGUCUCACUGACCGGCGAGUUGAAGCUAAUGUUUUCUACUUUACUUUCGCGUUUCAAACCCGCAGGUGAAAUAUGGCUCGUACCAAGCAGACCGCUCGUAAAUCCACCGGAGGAAAAGCCCCCAGGAAGCAGCUGGCCACCAAAGCUGCCAGGAAAAGCGCGCCCUCCACUGGCGGCGUGAAGAAGCCCCACAGAUACAGGCCUGGAACCGUUGCUCUGCGUGAGAUCCGUCGGUACCAGAAGUCCACUGAGCUGCUCAUCAGGAAGCUGCCUUUCCAGCGUCUCGUCAGGGAGAUCGCCCAGGAUUUCAAGACAGAUCUGCGUUUCCAGAGUGCAGCUAUUGGCGCUCUGCAGGAAGCCAGUGAGGCAUACUUGGUUGGACUGUUUGAGGACACCAACCUGUGCGCCAUUCACGCAAAGAGGGUCACCAUCAUGCCCAAGGACAUUCAGCUGGCCAGGCGAAUUAGAGGAGAGCGUGCCUAAAUGAAUGAAUUUUAUCUUUUUAGUCAGGGAGGGGCGGGUGGGAAUGACGGGGGUUUGUUUUGUAAAUCUUGAACUAUUACCAGCAUGUGUGCCACCUAAUUUGUCAUUUGUAGUUUCUGGCAUUUUUUUUUUUUUUUGUACUUCAUUUGUCAUUUCUCUCUCUCAACUGUCCUAUUCACUGUAGACUAGAGCUUGAUAUAUGUAAAUUCUGAAUCAAAAUAUUCCACUGCCUUUCUCAGGUUUGCAAAUCUAUUUUAGAAUCUGUACCUUUUAAUCCUGUGUGUGCAUGUCAUAGGAUUUCUUGUUGUGCUGUAAAUAAACUUUCCGCUACCUCAA